ACUUGUUGGCAGCUCACUCUACAUGCAAUAGCCAACAAGCCACAACCAACAAUCAAGAGACAAGAGACAAGUUCAACUGAAACCUUAAUGUGCUUGGCGGCGUUUAGCAUACACUUUUAUACAUUGUACAGAAAUGGAUCUGUACAAUGCUUUUAUAUCAGUGCAUAAGCCAGUUCCGUAUUAGUUUCUAAAGAAACGCGUAGCUAAACAAUUCGAAAGACUUCUUGAGGUGCACCUAAAAACAUCAGAGUACCAAGUUGGAUAAUUUUGGUUACAGUCUCGAGACAAGCGCAAUUUGAUUAAAAAGGAAGGAAAGAAGAAAACGACAAAAAUACCAAAGUGCAGCAGCUGUAGAGAAUUCUUACAAGUUGUGUGACGAAUGCUUGCUUGCCUUCAAACGACUCUUGCUUUCAAUGACAAUAACAGUGAAACGAAAUUACACAAAAUUACCCAUCGUUCCGUAGCAUAAUAAACCUAAAUUAUGAGAAAGUGAGAGAAAAUUGCUUUGUUUACAUUGCAGUAGCGCAUUUUAAAGAAAGCGCCAAAAAAAGUAGUACAUAAAAUAAAUAUUUAUAAUUCAUUUAUUGUGACAAAGUGAAACCUUCAUUAUUUGGCAGUUCAACGCAAAAGCUCAAUGACAAACAGAGAAAAAAUACAUAGGCACUUGACGAGAAUUUAAUGUGAGGCAAAGUAUACGGGUAAAUGCGAAGUUUCAUAUGUAAAACUACAAAGAAUAUACAAGUAUAAAAGCUAAACAAAAGAGUGAUAAAUAACAAGAACAAAAGCGAAAACAUAUAACAUACUUACAUAUAAGCUCGGAUAUCGGGUGAGUGUCGAAGCACGCAAUCGGCCGCGAAAACACCACGCGUUUAACUCAGAUAAAUACAAACAUACAAAGAGAAAAAUUAACAAUUAAAAUUUUACACGCAAGUCGAAAGCCAAAAACUACAGUACCUCCAAGCAUACAUAAGUAAAUAAAUAAAGAAUAAAUAUAAUUACUAUUUUAAACAUUAACGCCAUAUACGCAUGAACACCGAAAUGUCCAGCAUACCAAGUAUCAGCGAUGAACAGGAAACUACUUUGAAGCAGUUCCGCAAGAGCGUUUCCGACAUUCUGAAUGACACGCAUGAUGAUUACUACCUUCUGCGUUGGUUGCGUGCAAGAAAAUGGAAUCCGGACGCGGCCGAGGAAAUGUUGCGUGCGAGUUUGAAGACACGCGCUAUGUGGAAUGUGGACAACUUGGAGAAGUGGGAUGUACCUCGCGCCCUGCGUGAAUAUCUACCUUACGGACUAAUUGGUUACGACAACGAAGGGUCCCCAGUUAUCGUUUGUCCAUUCUACAAAUUCGAUAUUUGGGGCAUGCUACACUGUGUCACACGUUUCGACUUCCAACGUUAUUUGGUGCUACUAUUGGAGCGUUUUAUGCAAGCUGGCUAUGAGCAGAGCAAAAAAUAUGGCCCACAAGCACGUCAACUAGUAGUCUUCUUCGAUAUGGCCAACUUCAAUAUAAAGCAAUAUGCGUGGCGUCCAGCGGCAGAGUGUGUUCUUUCAACGGUCAAGCAGUAUGAGAGCAACUACCCCGAAUUGCUAAAAAUGUGCUAUAUCAUCAAUGCACCCAAACUUUUCUCGGUCGCUUUCAAUUUUGUCAAAAAGUUCCUAGACGAGUACACAAUGAGCAAAAUAAAAAUCUACAAGACCGGCUCAGAUAAGUGGAAGGAGCCGCUAUUCUCUCAUGUGAGCCCAGAUAUAUUUCCAAAAUGUUUUGGUGGAAAUUAUGUCGAUGAGAAUGGAGAUCCCGAUUGCAAAUCCAAGAUAAUUUGGGGAGGUAAAAUUCCUCAAGAAAUGUUUGUGGAACAAAACGAUGAAGAUAAUGACAAGGAUUAUAGUGAGAUCACGAUAAAUAAGGGCAACAAACUCAAACUAGACUUUCAUGUUGAUGAAAAGAAAGAGGAAAACUUAGUGCUGUCGUGGGACUUUCGCACCUUCGACUAUGACAUCAAAUUCGGCAUAUACAGCAUUGAUAAAUUAACCGGUGAAAAACGUAGCGAAGUGGCGCUUGGCACAGUUUAUUCCAACGAAAUGGAUGAAGUGGGCUUCAUCUCAACACGACCAAAUACGACAUAUACGGUGGUGUUCGACAAUUCACACAGCUACCUGCGUAGCAAACGUUUGCGUUAUUGGGUGAAUUUAGUGUCCGAAGUCGAUGAUAUUACAGAGCUCUCGGCGAGAGUGCAAAAUACGGAUAUAGUCUCGAAGAAUGGUAAUUAGGACGUUUGAGGCGUUACGUACAUGACAAACAAGAUAGGAUCAAAGGAUCGAUAUAAAUGUGAUAAGUACAGGUUAAUGAAUGCUACCAAACCAAAUAUUCAGGCAUGUUCCACGCACAGUAUAUCGAGUCAUAAUACACUAAUGUAUGAAUUAUUGAAAGCCAAACAAAAACAAAUACAAAAGCGUAUAUGUAAUGUACUUAUAGCAAACCUGCAUUUUAUUUGCUAAGAUAGAUAAACUCAUUUGUUAAUUAAAAGAACUAUUGAAUGAAUUGAAAUAACAUGCUAUACUUGUAUAUAUAUAUAUGUAAAAAACAAAAAUGAAAUAAAAAAUAUAUUAAUAAAAAAAAAGUUGCCUCUGUGAAUAAACUAAUGUCUGUCUAUAAGAAUAUACUUGCAUAUUGCGGAGCAUAAUUUUGAAAAAAAUUAGUUCAAAGCUAAAAUAAAUAUAGCUAAGUGUAUAUGUAAAUACCUGCAUAUAUAUGUAAUAGACAUUUGUGAUACUUCUAAUAUAC
Messenger RNA from Anastrepha obliqua, 2782 nucleotides. Its product is annotated as SEC14-like protein 2. The transcript has 9 exons. The record is from RefSeq and is a predicted model, not a curated record. Gene Ontology annotation, cellular component: cytoplasm. Lineage: Eukaryota; Metazoa; Arthropoda; Insecta; Diptera; Tephritidae. The coding region runs from base 1027 to 2268 and encodes 413 amino acids.